Molecule: messenger RNA, 1194 nt
Organism: Rotaria socialis
Lineage: Eukaryota; Metazoa; Rotifera; Eurotatoria; Philodinida; Philodinidae
Source: the annotation of a GenBank genome assembly
AUGCUGAAAAGAGGAACAACUCGUCAAAUAAUUCAAGAUCCAAAGUCUAUGGAGCCCCGAACAGUUUCAAUUUCAUCAGAAGAAAAAUGUUCAACUGAUGACGAUUGUGAUUUAGAAUUAUUGUGCAAUACUAAAACGAAUACUUGUGCAUGUUUUGAACCAUAUUUUUGGCGUGAAGAUGUUCGCGCCUGUUUUGGUUGUUCUCCUGGUUGGUUAAAAUUAAACGCAAAUAAAUGUCUUCUCUAUGCCAUCAGUCAAUCGCCAGGUCUUACAUGGUAUGAAGUUGAGACGACAUGUCAAUCACGAAUUGGACAACCGGUGAUGAUUAGUAAUAUCGAGGAGUUUACAGCUUUGCAACAACAAGUCGAAUAUCUAUUAAAUGGACACGAUCAAUUAGCUGCUACGCUUUAUUUUCAUCAAGGCGCUUGGGUUCAAAUCAAUGAUGAAUGGUCCGAAUUCUAUACAUGGUGUGCUCACGAUGAAAUUCAUCAGUCGUCGGAUUGUAUACAAAUACGACAAAAUGCUCAAACAAAUAUAAUCUGUCUUCAAUAUGUUCCAUGCAUAAACCAAUCUCAAUAUAUAUGUGAAGGAUCAUCUAUUGUUCAAUCGGAACUAGCAAAAAGUAUAGCUGAUGGAGAAAGUUUGGAUUCACAAGAAGCAACAAUGCUUAGAGCUAUAACAACUAAACGUACUACUCCACGAACUACCAUAAAAGCAACUAUAAAGACAACCGUAAAAACAACUAUAAAGACUACCGUAAAAGCAACUGUAAAGACAACCACAAGAACAACCACUAGAACAACGACGCGAACAACGUUAAAACCAACGACCAGGACAACCGUAAAAACAACAAAAAAGAAUUCCAGCACCAAUAUGGCUAAUGCACUUUCAAAUGGAAUUAAUGCUGCUGGCCAAAGUUCCAAUUUAAUAGGAGGUUUAGUCGACGCGCUAACAGAUGGUGAAGAACCGAACGAAUCACAAGAAGAACUUGCUCUUUCAGCUCAAAAUGAAGGCACUUCAAAUAAAUCCUGGGACAAUAUUUUGCUUUACGGCGGUAUUGGUUUAGGUAUCAUUGCACUAAUCGUCAUUAUAAUCGUUGUAAUUUACUAUUUAAAAAGAAAUUCAGCAGAUGCCAAUAAUACAAAAAAUAUAAACAGUACUGAAACUUUUAUCAGCGUUGCCAGUGAAGAAUAA